UUCCUACCUUCGUCGCUUGCUGUCGCUUGAGCUCGCCUGGGUCCAAUUUUAAAAGGGUUAAAAACCUUCAUCCCGCUGUCUUUUACGAUCCGAAAUUUUGAGCUGUGUUUAAAGCGAAUAAUUAAACGAAGCAAAUCAAGACGAGAGCGCACGUUAUGAAAGCGACCAUGGCAAGCUUUGUCGGGGGCGGCGCAGCAUGGCUGCAGGCCCCGUUGCUGGGCGGCCAGGCAUUCCAGUUCGACCGCUCGACUAUCGCGCUAGCCCUAAUCGCCCUCGUCCUCGUGCCCGUCCUCGUGAGCUCGCGCCUCGGCGGCGGCGGCGGCGGCAAGGAAACCAAGGUCCCCAUCGCGAACCCGCCAGGCCCCUUCGAGACGUGGGCCCAAAAGAAGCUCGAAUCGGCGCACAAGGGCAUGGAGAUCCUGCGCCAGGCACGGACUCGGUUCGGGAACAAGCCCUACAAGAUGAUGACGCAGAGCGGGCCCGUUAUAGUCCUGCCGCGGGAACUCGCCUCCGAAAUACGGAACAACCCGAACCUAAGCUUCACCAGAUUCGUGGAGGACUUUCCGACCCAGGACGCCUUCACCCCAUUACACUUAAUGGACCACCCUUCGGAACUCAUCAUGCUGGUUAUCAAGAAGCACCUGACUAAGCGGUUAAAUACGGUUACGAAGCCGCUUGCACAGGAGGCCACGUUUGUGCUCGACCUCCUAAUGGGAAACAAAUCUGAUUGGACCGAGGCGAACGCCACGACCCUCGCGCUCGACAUCGUGACCCGGCUUUCGAACCGCAUUUUCCUGGGGCCCGAGAUGUGCCGCAACGAGGAGUGGCUGGACGUUAGCAAGAACUUCACCGCCUUGUUUACCCAGGCUGUCCAGCGGUUGAGCCCGCUGCCCCGGAUGAUCCAGAAUAUCGUUUACCUUUUCGACCCUAAGUGCCAGGACCUCAGGUCGCAGCGUAACCGCGGCCGCAGGAUUAUGCGGGGCCUGGUCGAGCAGCGCCGCCGGAGGCAGGCCGAGUGCCGGGCCAAGGGCCUGCCGCCGCCCACGUACAACGACUCGGUACAAUGGCUCCAAAUCGAGGCCGGCGUAACAGGCGUUACCAACUACGACCAUUGCGACUUCCAGCUGCUCCUGUCCUUCCUCGCAAUCCAUACGACGAGCGACCUCCUGAGCCAGACCAUGAUUUACCUCGCGAAAUACCCCGAAAGCAUCGAGGAGCUGAGGCAGGAGAUUCUCGAGGUGCUGCCGGUGGAGGGGUGGAAUAAGACGUCGCUGCAGAAGCUCAAGCUGCUCGACAGCGCCGUUAAGGAGGCCCAGCGUUUCAAGCCACUUUUCACACUCGGCCUGAUCCGCAAACCAACCGAAGAUACCGUCCUCCCCAACGGCCUCGUCGUCCGCAAGGGGAUCCGGCUGGUGAUGGACACGGAGCACCUGAUGGACCCGGAGCUGUACCCAGAGCCGGAGAAAUUCAACAUCCACCGGUUCGCCGACAUGCGGCGGGAGCCCGGCGGCGAGUUCCGGGCGCCCCUGGCAUCCGUGACGGCUGACAACCUGUCCUUCGGCCUGGGGAAACACGCCUGCCCCGGCCGCUUCUUCGCCGCAAACGAGAUCAAGCUGGCUCUUUGCCACAUGCUGCUCAAGUACGACUGGCGGUUGGCCGAGGGCACCUCGCUGGAGCCGUAUUAUUUCGGCACGCUGAACUCGGUCGACCCCAUUUCGCGGCUGCUUUUUAAGCGAAGGAAGGAGGAAAUCGACCUGGACGCGCUCGCCGUGGACGACGACGUGGAGGAGUGAAGCGGGCUCGUGCGUGGCAAAACGCCAGGCUUUAAUUGUAAGCGAGCGAAGAGUUGGGCCUGCAUACCUAGCGACGGAUAAAACGGAUAUCGUCACUCGUUUGCGUUCUUUCCAGUUACUUGGCAAAUGUAUCUGUUGUAAUAUUGCAACAAACUGCUGUUACUCGUUAUAUAGUAAGUUUAUUACAACGGCAAGCUUUCCAAUUUCC
This is a messenger RNA of Gaeumannomyces tritici R3-111a-1, 2001 nucleotides long. RefSeq lists its product as hypothetical. NCBI's taxonomy places the organism in Eukaryota, Fungi, Ascomycota, Sordariomycetes, Magnaporthales, Magnaporthaceae. The record is from RefSeq and is a predicted model, not a curated record. The transcript is spliced from 5 exons. Gene Ontology annotation, molecular function: heme binding; oxidoreductase activity, acting on paired donors, with incorporation or reduction of molecular oxygen; iron ion binding. Bases 156 to 1793 code for a protein of 545 amino acids.